Malus domestica (apple) is the source of this 2411-nucleotide messenger RNA. Its product is annotated as ETHYLENE INSENSITIVE 3-like 3 protein. Gene Ontology annotation, molecular function: DNA binding; DNA-binding transcription factor activity. Gene Ontology annotation, cellular component: nucleus. Lineage: Eukaryota; Viridiplantae; Streptophyta; Magnoliopsida; Rosales; Rosaceae. The record is from RefSeq and is a predicted model, not a curated record.
UUCCUAGACGCGAUGCAGGGGAUCAAGGCCUCUGUCUUGGCAACUCAGACGAGUUCUCAUCCAUUUGUGAAGCCCUUUUUGUCGAUUUUUCGGUCGCCGAGCACAAUUCCAAUUCGCAACUCGCAUUUUAGCAUCUCCAUCGCUUUCUCUCUCUAAAAAACACAUUUGCUUUCUCUCUCCUCUUUUAAUUAUUGAAUUUUUUACCCUUUUAAUUUUCGGAACAGAAUUUGUCCAGCGAUUUUGUAUCCAAUCGAUCCCUUUUGGGGAUUCAAUUCCCCCAUUUGGAUUCGCCCUUCAGCUCCUUAUAUUCUCGGCUUCUCUGAGAAGAGAGAGAAUUCCGUGACAGAAAAGAAGAAGAAGAAGAAGAAGAAAUAAAAGCUCAGAUUUUUAAGGUUUGCAGCAAUCUUUGGAUGCAAAUUAAGAUUAGAUGGGUGACGUCGGAGAGAUUGGACCUGAUAUCAGUUCGGAUAUAGAAGAAGACUUGAGGUGCAAUAAUAUUGCGGAGAAAGAUGUCAGUGACGAAGAGAUUGAAUCGGAAGAUUUGGAGAUGCGGAUGUGGAAGGAUCGAAUCAAACUCAAAAGGCUUAGAGAAAGACAGAAACUUGAAGCUCAACAAGCUGCUGAAAAACAGAAGCCCAAGCAGACCUCUGAUCAGGCUCGUAGGAAGAAAAUGUCAAGAGCACAAGAUGGGAUUCUUAAGUAUAUGCUGAAGCUGAUGGAAGUGUGCACUCGUGGUUUUGUGUAUGGUAUCAUUCCUGAGAAGGGCAAGCCAGUGAGCGGUGCUUCAGAUAACGUCAGGGCUUGGUGGAAAGAAAAGGUGAAGUUCGAUAAGAAUGGGCCUGCAGCCAUAGCCAAGUAUGAAGCGGAGUGUCUUGCCAUGAGUGAUGCAGAUAAUAAUCGAAAUGGGAAUUCUCAGAGUAUCCUCCAAGAUCUACAAGAUGCAACUCUUGGUUCUCUGUUGUCUUCUUUGAUGCAACACUGUGACCCCCCUCAAAGGAAGUAUCCGUUAGAAAAGGGAGUUCCACCACCUUGGUGGCCAACAGGAAAUGAAGAUUGGUGGGUCAAAUUAGGGCUAGCCCAUGGUCAGAGUCCUCCUUAUAAGAAGCCGCACGACCUAAAGAAGAUGUGGAAAGUUGGAGUGCUAACUGCUGUGAUAAAGCAUAUGUCACCUGAUAUUGCAAAGAUAAGGAAGCACGUCCGCCAGUCAAAAUGCUUACAGGAUAAGAUGACAGCAAAGGAGAGUGCAAUUUGGUUAGGGGUUUUAAGCCGAGAAGAAUCUCUCAUUAGGCAGCCUAGUAGUGAUAAUGGGACAUCUGGCAUUAUUGAGAUGCCACAAAGUGGCUGUGGUGAAAAGCAAGCUGCUGCUAGCAGUAACAGUGACUAUGAUGUUGAUGGUACUGAUGAUGGGUUAGGGUCGGUUUCUUCAUCCAAAGAUGAUAUGAGGAAUCAGGUGACGGAUGUAGAGCCAUUGAGCAAACUACGCAAUAAUUCUCGUAAUAAUGUCCAAUAUAAAGAGCAAGGUGAAAAGAAACCGAGGACAAAAAGGGCACGUGUCAGAGCAAGCCCUGUCGAACAACUUCCUGCACCAUCUCCCAAUGAGCAUCUACAUGUUCGAGGUGCAUUGCCUGAUAUAAACCACACUGAUGUACAGAUGAUUGGAUUUCAGGUCCAUGAGAAUCAACAGGAAAAUGGUGGCAUUACAACUUUACGGCCGCUGGAGAACGAUCUUGAUGUCCAAGCACAAAUACCUGCGCCUGAGUUUAACUACUACCCUGGUGUACCUUCUGAGAAUGUAAUUAUGACACAGGGUAUGCAUGUUGGUGGAACACCCUUGCUUUAUCAUGGGGUGCAAGAUGCUGACAUGCAUCAUGGAGAUACAUUUAACCAGCAUCAUGGAGAUACAUUUAACCUCUAUAAUCCUUUGGCACAAUAUCCCCCAAGUCAAGACCAGCAGCUGCCUCAGAUUGUAAUGAAUAAACCGCAGGUUAUACCAACGAAUGGAAUCCAUGUACCAGUACAUAGAAAUGGAAGUGAGAUUGCUGGAGGAGAUCCAAAUUUUGUUCAAGACACAUUUCAGAGUGAGCAAGACAGAACUGCCAAUGCUAACUUUGGGUCUCCAAUUGAUAGCCUGUCGUUAGAUUAUGGAUUAUUCAACAGCCCAUUCAACUUUGGAAUUGAUAGCACCGGUUCAUUAGAUGAUCUUGAACUCGAAGAAAUGAUGGAGUACUUUGCGGCAUAGUCUAUUAGAUCCUAUAUCCGCAUGGCUUAGAUUGUAAGUCAUGUUUCAGUCUUAUAUUCUACCCUUUUUUAUAACUUGUGUUCAGAAUUUGAUCAAGUGAUUCUUAUUUCUCAAUGUUUCUCUGGCAUCUUGUUAAUAACUAGUCUUAAUAAUUUGAUCAAGAUUUUUACUU